This is a messenger RNA of Funneliformis geosporum, 131 nucleotides long. The record is from the annotation of a GenBank genome assembly. NCBI's taxonomy places the organism in Eukaryota, Fungi, Glomeromycota, Glomeromycetes, Glomerales, Glomeraceae.
GUUGGAAACAUGAGCCUAAACAAGAUGAAGUUCAGUUGGUAUACAGGCUGCCAAUUGAUAAAGUAUUCUUGACUCGUUUAAAACAAAAUGAUUUAGCUUGCUUAUUAUGUUAUACGAUGAUAGAUCUAUAA